Molecule: messenger RNA, 2418 nt
Organism: Polypterus senegalus (gray bichir)
Lineage: Eukaryota; Metazoa; Chordata; Cladistia; Polypteriformes; Polypteridae
Product: forkhead box protein P1-like
Exons: 16
Coding region: 1-1842 (613 amino acids)
Biological process (GO): regulation of transcription by RNA polymerase II
Cellular component (GO): nucleus
Molecular function (GO): DNA-binding transcription repressor activity, RNA polymerase II-specific; RNA polymerase II cis-regulatory region sequence-specific DNA binding
Source: RefSeq, a predicted model, not a curated record
AUGGCAACAUUUUAUAAAGUCACAUUGCUAAAGACACUACAGCAAGGCUUAUUACAGCUUCAUGGCCCAGCAGUCUAUUUACCGUUGCAGCUAAAUGGAGUUUGUCAGGUCUCAGUACUACUGGCUAUGAUGACACCCCAAGUAAUAACUCCUCAACAAAUGCAGCAAAUUCUGCAACAGCAAGUGCUGACCCCUCAGCAGCUUCAAGUCUUACUUCAGCAACAGCAGACACUCAUGAUACAGCAGCAACUUCAGGAGUUUUAUAAGAAGCAACAAGACCAGCUGCAUCUUCAUCUUCUCCAACAGCAAUCACGUGCUGGAAAGCAGAAUAAAGAGCAGCAAGCAGCAUCUCAGCAGUUGGUCUUUCAGCAACAGCUCCUUCAGGUUCAGCAGCUUCAACAGCAACACCUUUUAAACCUUCAGCGGCAAGGCUUGCUUACCAUUCAGACCAUCCAACCAGGACAGAGUGCUCUGUCUUUGCAGCCCCUGCACCAAGGAAUGAUUUCCACUGAACUUCAGCAGCUCUGGAAAGAAGUGACUGGAAAAGAUGAAUGUGCUGGUAACAGCCACAACAAUGUUGAUCUGACUGCUAGUUCUGUCAAGUCACCUACUAUGCCGAAAAGUUCUUCAAUUGUUAACCAUCAAACAGCUUCAAAUGGACAUCAAAUGAGUCAAAUGCAGAAAAGAGAACAUACCUACAAUGAAGAUUACCAGCAGAGUCAUCCUCUUUACUGUCAUGGUGUGUGCAAGUGGCCAGGCUGUGAAGCUGUAUUUGAAGACUUUCAAUCCUUCAUCAAACAUCUUAACAAUGAGCAUGCUUUGGAUGACCGAAGUACAGCACAGUGUCGAGUGCAGAUGCAAGUUGUGCAACAACUAGAAUUACAGCUUGCUAAAGAUAAAGAACGCCUUCAAGCAAUGAUGACACAUCUUCAUGUGAAAUCUACUGAGUCAAAACUCCCCACCCAACCUCUGAAUCUGGUGUCCAGUGUCACACUCUCUAAAACUGUAUCAGAAGUAUCUCCACAGAGCUUACCUCAAACACCUACCACACCAGCUACACCUCUUACCAUUGUCAACCAGGGACCCUCUGUAACUAGCAUUCAUAAUGUUGGGCCAAUCAGAAGACGGUAUCCAGAAAAAUACAAUAUGCCCAUCUCUCCAGAUAUUGUUCAGAACAAAGAGUUUUAUAUGAAUGCUGAAAUAAGGCCUCCAUUUACUUAUGCCUCCUUAAUACGGCAGGCAAUACUUGAGUCUCCUGAAAAGCAGCUAACACUUAAUGAAAUUUAUAACUGGUUCACACGAAUGUUUGCAUAUUUCAGACGCAAUGCUGCAACAUGGAAGAAUGCAGUCCGCCAUAAUCUUAGUCUUCACAAGUGUUUUGUGCGAGUAGAAAAUGUUAAAGGUGCUGUUUGGACAGUGGAUGAACUGGAGUUCCAAAAACGAAGGCCUCAGAAGAUAAGUGGUAAUCCAGCUCUUGUAAAAAAAAUUCAAAACAACCUUGCCUUUGGCACAGCGCUCAAUGCUGCAUUUCAGGCAUCAAUGGCAGAAAACAACAUACCUCUAUACACUAUAACUACAUCAGUGGAGAGUACCAAUCUAAACUCAAUGACAAAUGUAAUACAUGAAGACGUAAAUGGAGAAGUUGAGUCCAGGAACAGUAUCAGAGUUGACAUGAGCCCAGAGAACUCUCCAUUGCAGGUCAUUCUUCCGAUCAGUGUUAAGGAGGAGCCACUGGAAACAGAAGACCAAGAAGGCCCUUUGUCUCUUGUGAGAACAGCCAACAAGAGCCCAGCUUUUAACCACGACAGACAUUUUGAAGAUCCAAUGAAUGAGAAUAUGUAACAAACAAACAAAAAGUCUAAUGUAAAAAAAAAAAGAAAAAACUUUAAAAUGAUCUCUGAAAUAUUUUGGUAAAAUUUCUAAGAUCUAGAGAAUGGUGAAUCCAUUUUUGACUGCUAUAUUUUUGACUCUUAGUACCAUGAAAUAAAAAUAGCCAUUUGCAUUUUUAAUCUAUUUGUUUGAGAUAAUUUCUGCUGACAUGCAUUGAUCAUACUUUUAUGGUACUGGGGCACUUUCAUCUUAAAAUGAACAGCUGUAUUAUUUUUCUGAUCCUUUCACACUGUACAUACACAAAAAAUUACUUGCACUCAUGUUAAUUAAAAUCAAAAACUGUAUUAAUCUUAGAAUGUGCUUCUCAAAAGCAAAAACCAGAAAAUUAAAAUAUUAUGCAGGACAGUACUAUGUGUGACAUAUUUUGAUUAUUAUUGCCUGUAACCCUAUUAUUUCCUUCCACUAAUACUAGAAACUGUAUUAUAAGAGAAACUGUCUAAACUUUUUCAGUCUGAUGCUGGCUGCUUAUAACUAUGCCUAUAAAUCUGGCCAAAUGCGAAGAACUUUUUCCUAUUAGAUGCUUGUGAC